AUGUACCCCACGCCAUGUCCGAGCCGAAAGGUGCAGAGGUGUUUCGUCCCAUCGAUUCUGGCGCCAGUCUGCACGUUCGGCAUAUGCGUCUCACACCAGCCGAGGUCACGCAAGAGAAAGGAAUAUCGGUACGACACCAUGCUCACAUCAGGCUCGGUGCUGGCAGAAAGUCAGGGCGCCCCAGAGAUCAGAGAGGCACUUGAGGAGGGGUUGAGGCUGCAGUGGUCUUUCGGCUUUCCCUACACGCCGAAGGAAUUACCUGUUCUUACUAAUGCAUUUUUCCCGUAUCCGGCGGGCAUGCAGCCUGCUACGGCGCAUCAUCUUCUAGAGACCGUAUUGACGGGAAGAUCUGUACUAGAUCCCUUCGUCGGCGGCGGUACGGUGAUUGUUGAAGCUCUGCGCGCUGGUCGCCUCGGGGUUGGGUCGGAUGUCUCACCCUUGAGUCUGCUCGUGUCAAGAGGGAGAACUUGGAUUGCGUCUGACAGUCAGUUGGAGGAGCUACGCGAGGCCGUGCGGUCUGUUUGCGAAGCUGCUGCGGCUAAGCUUGGAGAGACGCACACCCGCCAGGUAUCCGGCAAGGACUGGGAUUGUAUCGAGUCCGAGAUUGCCAACUACUUGGCCAGGUCCAAGGAUGGGGUGAAGGAUGAGCUAAGGGAUGCGCUGUGGUUCGUCUUGGCGGUGGCGCGGCCGAAAGCAGCAACGAAGCGGCGGCGUGGCGUUGAACAUGUCGUAGCUUGGGAAGUUUUUCACUCGGUAUGCAGGGAGUACACGAUUGCGGUCAAGAAUUUGGCUAGUGCCGCCACGGCAGGUGCCGCGCCUUGUCUGCCUCAGACGCCCGUCAUCCUUCGUAGGGAUGCUCGCCACCCUUUACCUCUGGUUGUUGACGUCGGAGUCGGAGGGAAGGAGAACGCCGGUGGUGGCGGUUUGGAAAACUUGGCGGCGUGCUUCAAGCCGAAGGCUCCCGUUGGCGGUGACGAGCACAAUUCCAACAGCUUGGUCGUCGAUGCCGUUCUCACUUCACCCCCUUACCCCGGCGUGUACGAUUAUCUCGCUCACGCUCGUCAAGUGAGAUCUGUGAUGGGCCGCCUCGGGAGUACAGAACAGAGCCGUUCUAUGCAUAGGACGUCCAUUUUUUCCAACAGUCGCGUACCCACAGGGCGGAAUUGGGCUGACGAGUGGGUCAUCGGAGAGAUCGGUUCGAAACGAAAGAUAAGAAGAGACAGAAAAAGGGAGGCUUAUUCCGGAGGCUCCGGAGACGUAAGCACCCGCAGGGAGGAUAACUGGGAAAAAGACCAAAAAGACUGGAUUCUUGCAACCACAAACGCUUUGAGAGUGGGGGGGCGCAUUGGCAUUAUGCUCGGUGACGGUGAUGAGGUUGACACAAGGUCGAGUUUGUUGCGCACAGUGGAGGUGUUGCGAACACAGGAGGGGGGUGCAGUUUUAGACGUUCUGGGUUGGGCGACUUUCAGGUCAGCAGCCGGUGCGAGAAGGCGCAUGCGGACCGAGCAUAUUAUUUUGUUGGAGAAACUAUGAGUGUUGUUAUGCCCCAUGUAUAUGGGGGGGCGAAAAAGAUCACCACAGUUCAUAUUGGGACGUCGAGACGUCUUGUCCUUUUGGUCCAUUUUGGCGAGAGCGUUGAUGAAAAUGUGCGCGACAAGUUAAUACACGCAGCGCCCAACGCCGUUGACGCCAAGCGUGCAAGCCUCUAGCAAGACUGUGGGCAAGGUUAUGAGUUUUCUGUCUAUAAACAAGACCGUAGUGACGUGGGGCGGUCGUUCAACUGCGUGCCGCGCCAAGGAGGAUGCGUCACGUGUUAUUUGCAGGAAACGAUUGAGCUGCUUGCUCAAAACGACAGCAGGAACAACAGGCCACGCAUUCGCUCGCCGCGGUUGACGCGGGGGCAGGGCGCAGUACUAAAACGGUAUCCCAUGAACGCAUCUCCCAAGAGAUCCAAUGCGCAAUGCCAACACCCAGUGCCAAAGCUUGUCCCAUUGACAAACAUCGUAAUUGCAUCCAGUACGCAACCACAAACAGGCAUCGGCCCCUUUCGUUUCGCAUCACAUGCGCGAGCUAGCAGAGCCUGUUCGAAGUCCUUGGGAUUUGACCGCUCCGUCCGAUCUCCCCGCCGAACGCCCCACUCGCCCCCGGAAGGGCGUCUCCUUUCUGAUUCUCGCCCUAGACUCGAUUGAUUCCACAGCAGCCUCCGAUGGUUAGAA
Molecule: messenger RNA, 2216 nt
Organism: Ectocarpus siliculosus
Lineage: Eukaryota; Phaeophyceae; Ectocarpales; Ectocarpaceae
Source: the annotation of a GenBank genome assembly